UUGCCUUUGCGGACUCCUUCAUCCUUUGCUCUUUUUUAUCUUUUUCGGCUGGCCCUCCUUCUUUGCCUUUUUCCGCCGUUCUUUUGGUUCCCUGGCUCUACCAUUGUUGUUUCACUCACUAGCUGGCCUGGUCCUUCUUCAUUUUUUCUAUUCCUUUCAAUCUUCACGAACGCCAUGCAGGGCAUCGGGUUUCUUCUUUGGCUCAUUGUAGCACCAGUUUUGGUUGUGAACGCCCAUUUCGCCCAUCUAUAUCGACGGCACGUCGACACGCCGGAGCUUGGAGUUUUGUUCCAGGGUAACCAGCAGUUCAAGACAAAGAUGCAGACCGAGAAUCCCACACUGUUGGCCCACCUUACUGAGAACGGACAAGAACCAGAGUUCAUGUUCAUCGGAUGCUCGGAUAGCCGUGUGAGCGAAGGUACCAUCUUCAACGCCAAUCCAGGCACGCUUUUCACGGAACGCAACAUCGCGAAUCAGUUUGUGGCUGAGGAUGUGAAUGCGCAAUCAGCUGUAGCUUAUGCCGUCUCCGAGCUUCGUGUUCAGCACAUCAUUGUGAUGGGUCACUACGGAUGCGGCGGAGUCGCCGCUGCAAUCGCCACUCCACCAGAAGAACCACUCGAUGUAGCGAAUACUGCUGUGCAAAAUUGGAUUGCCCCCAUCCGAGCAUUGUAUCAGAAUUCAACGAGAGCGGAAAUCGUUUCACUUCGAGAGAAGAACGCUGCCCUUAAAGUGGUCGAAGAACCGGAGCCAAAAGAAGCUGGUUUUCGUGCUCUUGUCGAAGAGAACAUCAAGGUUAGUGUCCAGGCUAUCGCAUCAUCCACCGUCAUCCAAGAUCACUUCGCCGCCCUUGCUCAAAGCGGCGGUGUCAAUGAGGCAGGAGAGACGCUUGUCCAUGUAUUCAUUCAUGGAUUGGUGUAUGACAUUGCCAAUGGCGAAAUACAGAACCUAGGUAUCAGUGUCGGACCCCCAGGUGCCGAGAUCCCCUCAGUUCCCUUCGCUGCAGUUAGUAAUGGGGCGGUGGAACCUUUGGAAAAUACGUCUGAAGACCCGUUACUUGUUUGCCAGAAAUUGUGCAAGGCAAAAAGGGACUUAUUCUAGUGAAUGGUCUACAUACUGGAGAUAGAACACUGUUGUAGGCCGUUCCAGUGACACCUUACCGGAACUCGAAGGCUACUGAAAUCUCAGUGUAUAUGGGGGGCUUGCUUCAUAUAAAUUGCGAA
This is a messenger RNA of Desarmillaria tabescens, 1220 nucleotides long. Its product is annotated as carbonic anhydrase. Gene Ontology annotation, biological process: cellular response to oxidative stress; cellular response to carbon dioxide. Lineage: Eukaryota; Fungi; Basidiomycota; Agaricomycetes; Agaricales; Physalacriaceae. The transcript has 6 exons. Gene Ontology annotation, molecular function: carbonate dehydratase activity; zinc ion binding. The record is from RefSeq and is a predicted model, not a curated record. The coding region runs from base 175 to 1098 and encodes 307 amino acids.